Messenger RNA from Leucoraja erinaceus (little skate), 4499 nucleotides. RefSeq names its product transmembrane protein 117 (gene tmem117). Gene Ontology annotation, biological process: intrinsic apoptotic signaling pathway in response to endoplasmic reticulum stress. NCBI's taxonomy places the organism in Eukaryota, Metazoa, Chordata, Chondrichthyes, Rajiformes, Rajidae. The record is from RefSeq and is a predicted model, not a curated record. The coding region runs from base 281 to 2026 and encodes 581 amino acids. The transcript is spliced from 8 exons.
CCCAUAAGCUUGCGAAAUAUCUAUAAAUAACAAUUAUUUAGAAUGCAGACCUGCAAAGCUUUAUAUACCUGCAAAGUCUUCAACUGCUGCUGUAGAAACUAGCCGUUGCAAAAGAAGCUAAGUAUUGAAAUUAUGAAAAUUGAAAAAAUAUGUAAAGGGUUUAUGCUUCAUUGAAACUAAUGACUCAGCCCAGCGGUUGUGCUUUCAUACAACAAAAUCCUGGGUGAAUAAAGAGAGCAUUGCAAGGAAAGCUCCGUGAUUAAUACUGUGACUGCCACAAAUGCCUCUGCCCGAUUCAGCCAUAAGCACAGACACAGCAGACGAGAGAAGGAAGCUUUGUAAAGACCUGGGCAUGAAUCCAGAUGCCAGAAAAUGCAGGAAUUUGAACAUGAAAGAGGUGAAGUUGAAGGGGCGGCCUGCAUGUAUGAGGAUGGUUAAAGCAUUUCGUUACUAUUUUCAACAUCCAUGGAGUCGGCUGAUCGUGGCUUACUUGGUGACUUUCUUCAAUUUCCUCAUUUUUGCUGAAGAUCCUAUUUCUCACAGUCAGGCUCCAGCCAAUGUAAUCGUUGUUGGGAAUUGCUUUUCCUUCGUGGCAAAUAAAUACCCUGGAGGAGGAUGGAACUUCCUAAAAGUCCUGCUAUGGUUGCUGGCUAUUGUUACUGGCCUCUUUGCAGGAAAAUUCCUCUUCCAUCAGCUCAUGUUUGGUCAGUUUCUUCGUCUAAAGAUGUUCCGAAAAGAUCACGGCUCCUGGAUGGUGAUGCUUUUUUCCAGUCUUCUCUUCCUGUUCAUCUUCUCUCAUAUUUACAACCUGUGCCUCUUAAUCGCUGGAAAUAUGAGUCCCUUCAUCAUUAAUGAAUACAUGGGUAUAAGAAAUGAAAGUUUCAUGAAGUUAGCAGCGGUUGGAACCUGGAUGGGAGAUUUUGUCACUGCCUGGAUGGUCACAGAUAUGAUGCUCCAGGAUGAUUCCUAUCCAGCUUGGGGCAAGACUGUUCGAGCCUUCUGGAGAAAGGGAUAUAACAGGAUUGUCUUGUUCUGGUCGGUCCUGAUCACCUUGACAAGUGUCGUUGUGGUCGUCAUCACCACUGAUUGGAUCAGCUGGGACAAGUUGAAUCGGGGAUUUUUGCCAAGUGAUGAGGUGUCCCGAGCAUUUUUGGCCUCGUUUAUCCUUGUUUUUGACCUCCUUAUUGUCAUGCAGGAUUGGGAGUUUCCACAGUUUAUGGGAAAUUUGGAAAUCAAUCUUCCUGGUCUUUCCACCUCACAUAUUCAAUUAAGACUGCCUCACUUCAAGAAGUUAUUCAAGAAUGAAUACACCAUUUGUAUCACAGGUAAAUGGUUUAACUAUGGCAUCAUCUUUCUUGUAUUGAUUUUGGACCUGAAUAUGUGGAAGAACCAAAUAUUUUACCAGCCAGCGGAAUAUGGUCAGUAUGUGGGACCUGGUCAAAAAAUCUACACGGUGGAAGAUAUGGAGACAUUAAUGGAUUUAAACAAAACCACUCUAAAUUGGGAAUGGAGGUCAACUAAUAUUAACACAGUGACUAACAGGACCUAUGUUCAUGGUGACAUGUUUUUGCACAGCAGGUAUACAGGUGUCAAACUUGGAGUCAAGUGUCUUGCGUUUGUCCCAAGCAUCUUGGCAUUUAUUCUCUUUGGUUUCUUUAUCUGGUUUUUUGGGAGAUUCCAGAAAAGCGAAUUAAUUAACGAUGAACAGGAUAAUUUGUAUAUAAAGAUCAAAAGGAAAUCACCAUCUGAAUUUAGCAAAGAUUUAAAUGAUCCUGGAGAAGAAACACCAAAGCCUAUGACUAUAAACAUUGAAUCACCAAUGUCCACAGGGACGGAGGUGGCCACAGUUAUUGUCCACAGCACUACUCCUGCUUCACCUACUGAAGACCAGGGCACUUUCCUCAAGGAUUCACAAAGCAACAGUACAGUUGACACAAAACCGCCUUCUGAACCUCUGCCCCCUCCUAUAUUGCCUGACCGACUGGCAAAAACAAUAGCUGACCAAAAUGGUGAGACGAAGACUUAAAUCAAGCACAUGCCUUAAGUAGGAAUUUACUUUUUCAUUUUUACACAUUUAUAGAUCUUUGUACAUUUUGUGUUGGUGUGUCACUUUGACUUACAAAAUACUGACCUAGGUUUUAAAAUAAAACAGAGUAACUAAUAAUGUACUGUAGGUGGUGGUUCUGCAAUGGAACAAAGUCACUUUUAUUUUUUAAGAAAAGCAUAAUGUUGUGCCUAUACCUAGACAUUCCUAUGUAGCUUGCCUUUCGCAAUAACACAAAGGUUUGUCUCAAUGCUGUAUUAAAUUGUACUGUAAUAUUGUAUUAAUCUCUAUUGAGGUUAAAAUGAUAAGUACUGUACAUCGUGCCUUGAGAAAAUUCAUUUUGUAUUCUAUUGUCUCAAGGAAGUUUUAAAAAAAAUUGUAGAUUUUCACCUUCACAAAAUAUAAAAUAUUAGCAGUUCUUGAAUAUCUAAAGCGAUUGCUUCUGAGACCAUUGGGGUAUACCUUGUGCUUUGCUGCAUUCUUCUGAGGCAGAAAAUAUUGCUGGGAGUGUUAAUUAUGAUCACUGCAUAAUUGGUAAUGGUGUGGAUAGUAGUGACGGCUGAACCACACGUGAAUAAAGAUUUGUUGAUUAACCUCUUAAUUUUGCUAAACAGGCAGUCUGCCACAGAAUGCAAUGAUGGUUGUGGAAAGAGACACUGCUGCCCUGUGUGCACAACAGUAAAUGAGUAGAAUAUAUAUUAAGAAUUGCAUUGUACCUCUGUAUACUGAAGCACAACAACUGUCUGUAUUGAUAUAUACGUCUAGAUACUCGAAUAAACAGUGAAAUCUUUUCACCUUGUGUUCCUUUUCUGUUUGAAGCUUCACUGAGAUGAUCUUUGACAGUAAUCCCCAACCGGGUGGCGUCAGUAAUGGCUGCCCCGCCAACAGUCUGUGUGUCCCUUCCUUCUUAGUGCUGGAGUAACUCAGUGGGUCAGCCAGCAUCGCUAGAUGUGCAUAUGGAAUGAGCUACCACAGGAGGUAGUUGAGGCAAGUAUUGUGGUUACAUUUAAAAGGCAUUUGGGCAGGUACAUGAAUAGGAAAGAUUUAGAGGAAUAUGGGCCAAAGCUGAGGGAUGUGGGACAAAUGGGUGUAGUGUAGAUGGGGCACUUUAGUCAGCAUGGGUAGGGUGGGCCAAAGGCCGUGUUGCUGUGCUGUUUGACUCAGUGACUGAAUCUAGCUUGGAUGGGGCUUCUUGGACCAUGGCCGAGUUUGGGUCGCUGGGCCUGUAUCCGUGCUGUAUGGAUCUAUGUUCCAGUGGCUUGAGGUAGCUUGUAAGAGAUGCUGACAAUGACACAGAGAUGCUUGUGCUGGAAUUCCAAUCAUUUUCUCCUUAGUCUUGUCAGUAGAGUGUGUUAUCACAAGAACAAGUCUGUUUGAGAUAAGCCACUUGGCAUCUGGAGAAAGCUUUAGUGUAUUUAUCUGAUGCUGGGAUUUGAACCAGGCUAUUUCACCCCUUGGUAUCCACCAUAUCACUUUGUUUAUUCUAUUCUGGCUAUUAAAUCUUGAAGCAUACACAAGAAGAGUUGUGAGGGAUGAUUGGAAGUGGAGUGCAGGUUAACUCUGGUAUGUUUGACAUUUAGAUUACACAGUGGAUUAGUGGGAUGGUCAGCACGGUGGUGCCACGGUAGAGUUGAUGUCCCGCAGCGCCAGAGACCUGGGAUCGAUCCCAACUACGGGUGUUGUCUGUACGGAGUUUGUAUGUUCUCCCUGUGACUGCGUGGGUUUCAUCUGGAAGCUAUUUCCAUUCACCCACCAGUUUCCUCCCACACUCCAAAGGUGCUGGCUCGUAGGUUAAUUAGAAAUGGUCGCUAGUGUGUAGUAUAGUGCGAGUGUGCAGGGUGAGUGCUGGUCACGGGAUGAUCCAGUGGGCCGAAGGGCUUGUUUCCGCGCUGAAUCUCUAAACUAAACUAGUGCACCUCUUUUGCCAUUUGUUGAUUUGCAGUCAGUUCAGGUGCUGUGGCAUUCAUUCACUUUUAUUUUAGUAUGUGUUAAAUGUAUGUUAUUAGUUAUUUUUAGCUUGUUUUAUGAGGGGGGUGGGGGUUGAGGGAAACUAUUUCUAAUCUCUUACCUCGACGGAGAUGCAAUUUUUUCUGUGUUGUAUCUCCAUCCGCACUGCGGCCUAACAUAGAGGUGUUGACGGCCUUUGCUGAAGCCCGACUUUUGAGAGCUCCACCACGGGUGCCUGCGGACUUAAAAUCACAGAGCUCGUGGUCUCUAGUCACAGACCAACUUCGGGAACUCCAAGCCGCAGGAGAUUCGACCGCCCCAACGCGGGAGCUUCGAUCGCUGGCUGCGGAAGCUUUGAUCACCCAGAUGGAUUGUUUGACUGCCCCGACCGUGGGAGAAUAAAGAGAAAGAAAAUUGGACUGUUUGCCUUCCAUUACAGUGAGGAAUGUGGGGAAUCUUCUGUGGUGGAUGUUUGUGUUGACUUUUAUGUAGUUGUUAUCUUGUUGCU